Messenger RNA from Thlaspi arvense, 294 nucleotides. The record is from the annotation of a GenBank genome assembly. Lineage: Eukaryota; Viridiplantae; Streptophyta; Magnoliopsida; Brassicales; Brassicaceae.
AUGGUAUUGAAGUACAUUAAAAUGAUUAAAAUUAUUAAAAUUCACCUGUCCCUAUGCGAGGUCCAUAUGGAGGGCUACAGGAUUUCAGCCACCACAGUUUGCAUACAACAAGCUCAAUCAGAUUCUUGGUUUUGUACACUACCAAUUUGGAUACUUUGGCGCAUAUGGAAGAGUAGAAAUAUGCUGAUCUUCCAACAUAAACAUAUCCCGUGGCCACAAACCUUACAAAAUGCACGGAGUGAUCAUACGGAAUACAGAGAUAUAGUGAGCCUACGAGAAUCUCAAAUGGCUACG